GACGUUGGGUAGUUCAAGUAGGGGAGUGGCCUGAACACAUUUGCAGACAUGGAUGGACGAGGGCGGAGUGGGCGGAGUGCGCAAUAAAGUUUCUCUUCCCCUCUUCCUUAUAUGGAAGUGCAGACACCAGGAAACAACCAGGACCACAAGAUGUCGUUCCGUCCCUUCGCCUUCGGCUUCAGUACCCGGCGGAGCAGCCCCCUCGAUCCCUUCUUCCUUGACCCCUCCUACUCCGACCACUCCUUCCCCCGCUCCGGCUUCGGGGACGACUCUGCCUUCUCGGCUGUCGCCGACGCCCGCGUCGACUGGAAGGAGACCCGCGAAGCUCGCGUCUUCAAGGCCGAUCUCCCCGGUCGGCACAAGAGGGGCGUCAAGGUCGAGGUGGGCGGAUCUUCCGUACAUAUCAGCGGCGAGCGCAACUGCAAGCGCGAGAAGAAGACCGACACCCAGCACCACGUUGAGCUCGAGAAGGCUUCCGUUGUCGCUGACGCCCGCUUCUUCAAUGCCGGUAUCCCCGGCCGGCACAAGAGGGGCGUCAAGGUCGAGGUGGGCGGAUCUUCCGUCCAGAUCAGCGGCGAGCGCAACUGCAAGCGCGAGAAGAAGAUCGAGACCCGGCACCUUGUCGAGCGCGAGAAGACGACUGAGACCUGGCACCGCGUCGAGCGCGAAAAGAUAACGGAGACCUGGCACCGCGUCGAGAGCGAGAAGAAGACCGACACCAGGCCUCGUGUUGCGCGCGAGAAGAAGGCCGACAGCGGCGGCGAGGUCCUGCGCAGGUUCCGCCUGCCGGCGAACGUCAAGGCGGAUCAGGUCGAGGUCGCGAUGCAGAACCGAAUGCUCACGGUCACCGUGCCUAAGGAAGUGGUCAAGCAGCCGGCCAAGAAGGCCAGCGGUAAGUCGAUCAAUAUCUCCGGUUAGUUCCUUGCUUCUGACAUGUUUCCCCGUAGUCAUUUUGCGUCGCUACAAUGCUUCAUUGUCGAUUCGCCUGCUUCUUCGUUUCGUGAUUUAGGGUCGUUGUCUGGCUUCUCUUCCGUUUGUGUGGCCUAUCGUUACUGCUUUUGAUGCUAUUAAUAGACAAUGUAUAAAUCUUUCCAGUUUUACAUGUCGGAUUUACUGCA
Molecule: messenger RNA, 1118 nt
Organism: Zingiber officinale
Lineage: Eukaryota; Viridiplantae; Streptophyta; Magnoliopsida; Zingiberales; Zingiberaceae
Product: 17.3 kDa class I heat shock protein-like
Exons: 1
Coding region: 112-918 (268 amino acids)
Biological process (GO): response to heat; protein complex oligomerization; response to hydrogen peroxide
Source: RefSeq, a predicted model, not a curated record